UUUCCCUGCCGGUCCCUGCACUGCCCCAGCAUGCUUGGAGAUCCCAGCGGUCUCCCCACAGACCGAGCUCUGCUCAGCCAGCCCCCCAAAGCUGGACUCAGCUGCAAAAUGGUGCUUCAGGCUGUUGGCAAAGUGCUCAGGAAGUCUAAAGCAAAGCCCAACGGAAAGAAGCCCGCCGCGGAGGAGAAGAAGAUGUACCUGGAGCCGGAGUACACCAGGUCCAGGAUCACCGACGUCGGCUUCAAGGAGCUGGUGGUGCUGCCCCGCGAGAUUGACCUCAAUGAGUGGCUGGCCAGCAACACCACCACGUUUUUCCACCACGUCAACCUACAGUACAGCACCAUCUCAGAGUUCUGCACAGGAGAGGCGUGCCAGACGAUGGCCGUGUGCAACACACAGUACUACUGGUACGAUGAGCGGGGGAAGAAGGUCAAGUGCACCGCUCCCCAGUACGUCGACUUUGUCAUGAGCUCCGUGCAGAAGCUGGUGACGGACGAGGACGUGUUCCCCACGAAAUACGGCAGAGAAUUCCCCAGCUCGUUCGAGGCUCUGGUGAAGAAGAUCUGCAAGUACCUGUUUCACGUGCUGGCGCACAUCUACUGGUCCCACUUCAAGGAGACGCUGGCCCUCGAGCUGCACGGACACUUGAACACGCUCUACGCCCACUUCAUCCUCUUCGCCCGGGAGUUCAACCUGCUCGACCCCAAAGAGACCGCCGUCAUGGACGACCUCACGGAGGUGCUGUGCAGCGGCGGGGGCCGCGGCGGGGGCGGGGCCGGGGCCGGCGGCGGGGGCGCGGGGGCACAGAGCCUCGGGAAGGAGAGGUGAGCCCGCGGCCGGCAG
This is a messenger RNA of Lontra canadensis (Northern American river otter), 843 nucleotides long. RefSeq names its product MOB kinase activator 2 (gene MOB2). Gene Ontology annotation, cellular component: nucleus; cytoplasm. The record is from RefSeq and is a predicted model, not a curated record. Bases 31 to 828 code for a protein of 265 amino acids. The transcript has 5 exons. Gene Ontology annotation, biological process: positive regulation of protein phosphorylation; signal transduction. Lineage: Eukaryota; Metazoa; Chordata; Mammalia; Carnivora; Mustelidae. Gene Ontology annotation, molecular function: protein kinase activator activity.